This is a messenger RNA of Perognathus longimembris pacificus (Pacific pocket mouse), 2184 nucleotides long. RefSeq names its product disintegrin and metalloproteinase domain-containing protein 18-like. Bases 1 to 2184 code for a protein of 727 amino acids. The record is from RefSeq and is a predicted model, not a curated record. Gene Ontology annotation, molecular function: metalloendopeptidase activity. Gene Ontology annotation, cellular component: plasma membrane. The transcript has 19 exons. Lineage: Eukaryota; Metazoa; Chordata; Mammalia; Rodentia; Heteromyidae. Gene Ontology annotation, biological process: binding of sperm to zona pellucida; cell adhesion; proteolysis.
AUGCUCCUUUUCCUGGCAUUGCUCGUUGAGCUCGGAUCGCUGCCAGCCGGCCUGGGUGCAGAAGGCAUACUGGUGCGCCUCACGGUGCCACGGAAGAUAAGGCCCAGUGGGAGGGGGAUUUCGGAAGGGCAGGUGAUUUAUGUUGUUACAGUUGAUGGAAAACCAUUCACCCUGCAUCUCAGAAAACACUCAUUCUUAUCCCAGAAUUUUUUGAUUUAUACAUAUAAUGAAGCUGGAUCUUUGCAUUCUGAGUCUUCAUACUUUAUGAUGCAUUGUCAUUACCAAGGUUAUAUUGCUGAGUUUCCGAAUUCUGUUGUGAGCCUCAGUAUUUGUUCUGGCCUCAGGGGAUUUCUACAGUUAGAAAAUAUCACCUAUGGAAUAGAACCACUAGAAUCUUCAGCAAAAUUUGAGCACAUCAUUUAUCAAGUGAAAAAUGGCAAUCUAGAUGUCCCCAUGUUAGCAGAAAAUUAUGGCAGCAUUUGGCAGAAUGACCAGCUCUAUAAAAUUCACUUAAACUAUCAGGAAAAAGCUCCUUCAAAACUAUUACCCAAGUGUCUACAAAUGCAUAUUAUAGUUGAAAAGGCUUUGUAUGAUUACAUGGGAUCUGAAAUGAUGGCUGUGACACAGAAAAUUAUCCAGAUUAUUGGUCUUGUCAACACUAUGUUUGCCAAUUUCAAACUGACUGUUCUGCUCUCUUCUGUGGAACUGUGGACACAUGCAAACCAAAUUUUGACCAGUGGAGAUGCCGAUGAUGUAUUGCAAAGAUUUUUGGAAUGGAAACAGGACCAUCUUACCCUGCGGCCUCAUGACGUAGCACAUUUACUUAUUUACAGGGAACACCCUAAGUACGCAGGAGCGACCUUUCCUGGCAGGAUGUGCACCAAACAUUACGACGCCGGGAUUGUCAUGUAUCCAGAUUAUAUAAGUUUGGAGGGAUUUUCAGUUGUUAUAACUCAACUGCUUGGCCUUAACAUGGGAUUGACGUAUGAUGACAUCAGUAACUGUUCUUGUCCAAGAGCUGCAUGCAUAAUGCAACAGGGAGCAGUGAGUUCCAGUGGCAUAAAGAUUUUUAGCAACUGUAGCAGGGAUGACUACACUCGCAUCAUUUCAAAAUAUGAGACUAAAUGUCUUCAUGACAUUUCAACUGUGCAACCAUUACAUCAAACCCAACCUGUUUGUGGAAAUGGAAUUUUGGAACCCGAUGAAGAAUGUGACUGUGGUGUGGAAAAGGAAUGUCAAUUUAAAAAGUGCUGUGACUAUCAGACUUGUAAACUGAAGAGUUCGGCGACGUGUGGCUCUGGCGCGUGCUGCACCUCCAAGUGUGAGUUCUCAGUAGCAGGCACUCCCUGUAGAAAGAGUCUUGACCCCGAGUGUGACUUCACGGAGUACUGCAAUGGCACUUCCAGUCAUUGUGUUCCUGACACGUACGCACUGAAUGGCCACUUGUGCAGAAUGGGGUCUGCAUACUGCUAUGGCGGGCAGUGCCAAGCCACUGACUACCAGUGUGCCCAGUUAUUUGGCAAAGGUGCUCAAGGUGCUCCCUAUGACUGUUUUAAAGAAGUUAAUUCUGCACAUCAGAGAUCUGGAAACUGUGGUUUUAAAAAUUCACAACCAUUACCUUGUAAACCAAAGGACGUCCUCUGUGGGAUAUUAGCCUGUACCUGGCUGCAUAAGCAUAUUCAUAAAAGUGCUGCCCGGUCUGCCGUUUACUCUUUCAUUCAUGACCAUGUGUGUCUGUCCCUGACCCCUGGGUCGUCUAUGAGAGAAGAUGGAAGGGACAACGCCUUUGUGGCUGAUGGCACUGUGUGUGGACCACAAAUGUAUUGCAUCAACCAAACCUGCAGAGGAGCUCAUUUAAUGGGAUAUAACUGCAAUGCCACUGAAAAAUGCAAAGGAAAUGGGAUAUGCAAUAAUUUGGGGAAUUGUCAGUGCUUCCCUGGCCAUCGACCUCCGGACUGCAACUUCCAGAUUGGUGCACCAGGGGGCAGUGUUGAUGAUGGAAAUGUUCAGAAAUCUGAUCUAUUUUUGAUUAAAAAAGGCUUCAGGAAGCAUUGGGACAACUGGCUCAUUCUAGGCUUCUACAUUUUCCUGCCAUUCCUCAUAACUUUUGCCAUUAUGAUCGUGAAGAGACAGGAAGCGAGAAAAAUCGUGCAGCAGAUGGAACAGAGUAUGAGGAGUAAAUAG